CAAUAAACUUCUUAGCAAUCUUUUACAUUCAUUUUUUAAUGCUAAAUUAACUGUAUAAUCAAAGAAAUUAUUUUAUUAUUCACAAAUUAACCGUAUAAUAUGGAAGUCGGCAUCCCACUUACAAAUGAACUGGAAGUUCGUAUAUCAGAAGCAUUCUGCAUAUUUGACCAUCACGGCGAUAAAUACAUCGACACACGAAAUGUGGGAAAUGUGCUACGAUUUUUGGGCUGUGUUCCUUCGGAAAAGGAAAUAAACGAGAUUAUUGCAGCAACUGAAUCCGUGGAAAAUCCAGGUGAAACGCACUUGCCAAAAUUUAUGGCUCAUGUUUCCGUAUUGCUUAUGAAUCGGAAAAUGGAACCCGCAAGCCCGGAGAAACUGUUAAAAGCAUUCGAAACUUUGGAUCCUGAAAAUAAACGAUUUCUCACUAAAGAAUACUUUGGAAAACUAAUGGAGGAGGAAGCCGAGAAAUUCUCAAAAGCUGAAUUGGCCAAUAUGUGGCCAGUGGCAAUAGAUCCGAUCACAGGGAAUAUACCAUACCUAUUCUAUAUAAAUCAGCUAAAGCACAAAACCACAAUAUACGAUGUCGCCGAUGUAAUAAGGGAGGAGCUCGCUGCCAAUGAGAAAGAAAAGAAAAAGGAGCGUUCACCGAUGCCUCAAAUGUUUGGACUCUAGUAUAUAAAGGUAUAAAACAGAUGUAACAUUCAGUCUUGGAUAAAAAUUAUAUGUAA
Molecule: messenger RNA, 728 nt
Organism: Drosophila arizonae
Lineage: Eukaryota; Metazoa; Arthropoda; Insecta; Diptera; Drosophilidae
Product: dynein regulatory complex protein 8
Molecular function (GO): calcium ion binding
Source: RefSeq, a predicted model, not a curated record